Molecule: messenger RNA, 2550 nt
Organism: Dictyostelium purpureum
Lineage: Eukaryota; Evosea; Eumycetozoa; Dictyosteliales; Dictyosteliaceae
Exons: 2
Coding region: 1-2550 (849 amino acids)
Source: RefSeq, a predicted model, not a curated record
AUGAUGUUUUUUAAAAAAAUAGUAUCACCAUUAACACCAGACUCAUCAUCGUCAAAUUCACAUUCAAUACACGAUUAUAAAGAAGCAAAUUAUUAUAAUUAUUAUAGAGUUUUAGAAAAUAAAAAUACUUUAGAAUCAGAAUUUAGAAGAAGAAUAUGCUUAAUGCCCCAAAACAGUUUACAAAAUGUUUUUAAAUUAGAAAAUUUCGAUAUUACAUCUGAAUUAAAUGAUACCUCAAUUGUAUCAGUAUGGACCCAAGAAUAUUCCAACGAUUCAAAGUCGCCAGUCGAAGCCAAUUAUAAAAUUCCAUUAUCUCCAAGUAGUGUUGUAUCAAGAUUCGUUGUAGAAUAUAAAGACAAGAUUUUAGAAGCAAAAAUUAAAGAAAAAUCAAAAGCCAAAGAAAAAUAUGCUGAUGCUAUUGCAUCGGGUGGUCAAGCAUUCAUGGGUGAGAAAACUGAUGAUGGUCUCUUCAAUUUUAUGAUUGGAAAUUUACCACCAGGAGAAAAGGUCACCAUUAGACUCACCAUUGUUUCUGAAAUUGGUACCCAUUUAAAUAGUUUACACUAUUGUUUACAUCGUUUUAUGUUCCCAUUAAACAACUUUAAAUUCAAUUACAAUUUAAAUAUUUCAUUAUCAUCUCCAAUGAAAGAUAUUGUAAUUGAUAGUUAUAAACCAUCCAUUAAAUACUCUGACGGCAAAAAGAAGGCCAAUGUUCAAUUCACUUCAACAGGUGUCCCAAAGAAUGUCAUUGCAAUUAUCGAGCCAGAAACAUCCGAUAAGCCACAAUCAUUAAUUGAAUACGAUCAAAAAGAAAAAACCUGUGCUUUAGCAUUAAACUUUUAUCCAGUUUUCGAUGAUGUUUGUGUCGAAGAUAUAAGUCAAAAAUCUGAAUAUAUUUUUGUUGUCGAUUGUAGUGGCAGUAUGUCAGGAACUCCAAUUACUAAAGCUAAAAGAGCACUAGAAAUUUGUGUAAGAAGUUUAAGUGAACAAAAUAAAUUUAAUAUUUAUUGUUUUGGUUCUGGUUUCAAUAAAGUUUUCCCAGAGUCAUUGUUAUACAAUGAUGAAUCAUUAGCUAUGGCUUCAGCCUAUAUCGAUAAUAUCAGUGCAAAUUUAGGAGGUACUGAAUUAUUACCACCAAUUAAAGAUAUUUUAGGUAAAGAUAGUGAUGCAGAGUAUCCAAGACAAGUUUUCCUUUUAACUGAUGGUGCAGUAAGUGCUAGAGAUCAAUUAAUUGACUAUGUAGGCAAAGAAGCAAAUACAACCCGUAUGUUCACUUUUGGUAUUGGUACAAGUGUCGAUAAAGAAUUGGUUAUUGGUUUAUCAAAAGCCUGCAAAGGUUUUUAUGAAUUCAUUCUCGAUAAUGGCGAUAUGGAAGAUAAAGUUAUGAAACUUUUAAGCAUUGCAAACGAACCAACUCUUGCCAAUAUCAAAAUUGAAUGGGGUGAUUUACCAGUUACCCAAUCCCCAUCAACUAUCAGACCAGUAUUCAAUCGUGAAAGAAUGAUGGUCUAUGGUAUUUUAAAUAAAGAGCCAAGCAGCAUCAGUUCACCAGUCACAAUUCAAAUGGUAGGUGAUGGUCCAUUAGGUGAACAAUUAAGAUUCCCAAUUACUUUAGAUUUUACUAAAGUCGACUCAUCAUCAACUCAGGUCCAUACACUUGCAGCCUAUAAACAAAUUCAAGAUCUUGAAGAGGGUGAAAGAAAACAAAAUAAAGAUAACAAAGAUAGAAUUGUAGAGUUGGGUAAAAGAUAUGGUUUAGUUUCAAAACAUACCUCAUAUAUUGUAACUUCCGAAGGUGAAGGUGAGGUUACCGAGGAAUCAAUGAAGUCUGUUAAUGUAUUAGAGGCCCAAGAAGAAAGAUUUAGACUUCAACAAUCACCAAUCAGAGCAACUGGUAUUUCUAGAGGCGGUGGUAUGGUUAAAAGUAGAAAAAUGUCUGAUCAGUCAUCUCUUUCUUUUAUGUCGUCUGUUUCAGCCCCACUACAACCAUCAUCAUCAAACUAUUCAAGCAUGCCUUGUCCACCACCACCAUCACCAUCACCAUCAAACUAUUCAAGCAUGAUUUGUCCACCACCACCACCACCAGGUGCCUCACCAUCAUGUUAUUCAAGCAUGCCUUGUCCACCACCAGGAGGUGCUCCACCACCACCAAGAUCAUCAUCAAUGUCUAGAUCAAUGGCACCAACUUCAACAUCACAAUUAGAUUCUUUUAGAUCACUCUCACCAAAAGGUAACAGUCUCAGCAAUAAUGAUCCAUUAAUUAAUUUACUUAAACUACAAAAAGCCAAUGGUUCAUUUGAAAAAAAUUCAGUCACCCAAUUCAACAUCGAUAUGACUAAAGCUCCAGUAGAACUUUCCAGUAACACAAACGAAAAUAUUUGGUCCACUUUGUUAGUUAUCGCUAAAAUCGCCAAAGAUUUUUCAUCUCAAAAAUCACAAUGGGAGCGUGUAAUUCUUAAAUCAACUAAAUGGGUAAAACAACAAUUAAAAGCUUUAAAUCUUUUAGAUUCAUUUGAUAAGUUUGAAAAAUUAUCAAAAUCACUUGUAUAA